GCCACCCGCAGCCUCCCGGGGCGCAUUGCAGCCGCGACGGCGGACCGGCCUGCUGCGCGGGGCGCGACCGGCGGCGGACGCGAGCGCGGCCCAGGUCCCCGGCUGGCGGCGGCGGCGGCGCGCGGGAGCGGGGAAGCAGCCAUGGCCCCGGGCUGCCCGCGCCUCUGGGUCCUGGUGGUCCUGGGCGCCGGCUGCGCAGGCUGGGGGCGCCCGGGGGCCGAGGCGGCGCGGCUGAGGCAGUUCUACGUGGCCGCGCAGGGCAUCCGCUGGGACUACCGCCCCGAGCCCGCAGACCCGAGUUCGAAUCCUUUUGAAACUUCCUUUCAGAAAAUUGUCUACAGAGAGUAUGAACCAUAUUUUCAGAAAGAAAAACCACGAUCCAAAAUUUCAGGACUUCUUGGGCCAACUUUGUAUGCGGAAGUUGGAGAUAUCAUGAAAGUUCACUUCAAGAAUAAGGCAGACAAGCCCUUGAGCAUCCACCCUCAAGGAAUUAAAUACAGUAAAUUCUCAGAAGGUGCGUCUUACUCUGACCACACAUUCCCUGUGGAAAAGCUGGAUGAUGCUAUAGCUCCAGGCCAGGAAUAUACCUAUGUGUGGAAUAUCAGUGAGGACAGCGGGCCCACGCACAAUGACCCUCCGUGCCUCACACACACCUAUUACUCCUAUGAAAAUUUGGUACAGGACUUCAACUCCGGGCUUAUUGGACCUCUGCUUAUUUGUAAGAAAGGCACCCUGACUGAGGAUGGGAUUCAGAAGAUGUUUGACAAGCAACAUGUGCUGAUGUUUGCCGUGUUUGAUGAAAGCAAGAGCUGGAGCCAGUCAUCGUCUUUAAUGUACACGGUCAAUGGUUACGUGAACGGGACAAUGCCAGAUAUCACUGUUUGUGCCCAUGACCACAUUAGCUGGCAUCUGAUUGGAAUGAGCUCUGGGCCAGAACUGUUCUCCAUUCAUUUCAAUGGCCAGGUCUUGGAGCAGAAUCAUCAUAAGAUCUCAGCCAUCACCCUUGUCAGUUCUACGUCCACUACCGCAAACAUGACUGUGGGCCCAAAGGGAAAGUGGAUCAUAUCUUCUCUCUUCCCAAGUCAUUUUCAAGCUGGGAUGCAGGCUCAUAUAGACAUUGCAAGCUGUGCAAAGAAAACCAGGAAUCCUAAGAAACUAACUCGCGACCAGAGGCGGCACAUUAAGAGGUGGGAAUACUUCAUUGCUGCAGAGGAAGUCAUUUGGGACUACGCACCGAUAAUACCAGCGAAUAUGGACAAAAAAUACAGAUCUCUGCAUUUGGAUAAUUUCUCAAACCAAAUUGGAAAACAUUAUAAGAAGGUUGUUUACAAGCAGUACCAAGAUGAGUCUUUCACCAAACGCAUGGAGAAUCCCAAUAUCAAAGAAGAUGGGAUCUUGGGUCCUAUUAUCAGAGCCCAGGUCAGAGACACACUCAAAAUCGUGUUCAAAAAUAUGGCCAGCCGUGUCUACAGCAUUUACCCUCAUGGAGUGACCUUCUCUCCUUAUGAAGAUGAAGUCAACUCUUCCUUCACCUCAGGCAAUAACACUAUGAUCAGAGCAGUUCAGCCAGGGGAAACCUAUACUUACAAGUGGAACAUCCUAGAGUCUGAUGAACCCACAGAAAAUGAUGCCCAGUGCUUAACAAGACCGUAUUACAGUAAUGUGGACAUCACCAGGGACAUUGCCUCUGGACUGAUCGGGCUACUUCUAAUUUGUAAGAGCAGAUCCCUGGAUAAACGAGGCAUACAGAGGGCAGCAGACAUUGAGCAGCAGGCUGUGUUUGCUGUGUUUGAUGAGAACAAGAGCUGGUACAUUGAGGACAAUAUCAACAAGUUCUGCGAAAAUCCCGAUAAGGUGAAACGUGAUGACCCCAAGUUUUAUGAAUCAAACAUCAUGAGCACUAUCAAUGGCUAUGUGCCUGAGAGUAUACCCACGCUAGGAUUCUGCUUUGAUGACACUGUCCAGUGGCACUUCUGCAGUGUAGGGACCCAGGAUGACAUUUUGACCAUUCACUUCACUGGGCACUCAUUCGUCUAUGGAAAGAGACAUGAGGACACCUUGACGCUCUUCCCCAUGCGUGGGGAAUCUGUGACCGUCACAAUGGAUAAUGUUGGAACGUGGAUAUUAACUACAGUGAAUUCCAGUCCCAGAAGCAAGAACCUAAGGCUGCGAUUCAGGGACGUUAAGUGUAUCUGGGAUGAAGACGACGAUUCAUAUGAGAUUAUAUAUGAACCUCCGGCAUCUACAGCCAUGACUACACGGAAAAUGCGUGAUUCUUCAGAAAACAGAGGUGAAGAGGACGAUGCUGACUAUGAUUAUCAGGAAAACCUGGCUUCAUGGUUAGGAAUUAGGUCAUUCAGAAAUUCAUCACUGAAUCAGGAGGAAGAGGAGUUUAAUCUUACUGCCCUAGCUCUGGAUAACUACUCAGAGUUCAUUCCUUCAAGUACUGAUCCAGCUAUUCGUUCAAAUUCUUCUUUCCUGAGUAGCAUUAGCAGGCUUAUUGUCCAUAACUUUGUAGGACCUCACAAAACACUUCCUCGCCCAGAAGCCACCACAGCUGGUCCCCCCUUGGGACGCAUUGGCUUGGACAAGAAAUCAGUUCUCAACUCUUCCACAGAAGAACAUUCCAGCCCUUAUUCUGAAGACUCCAUGGAGGAUCCUCUCCCAUCAGAUAUCACAGGGAUAAGCCUUCUUCCGCUCGAUGCAGAUGGUUUCAGGAAUCAAAAACAUGCUAAGCACAAUGGAUCCAAGAAAAGAAGAGACCACACAACAAAGCAUGGGAUCUCCCAGGUGGGACUUUCAGCAUAUAAAACUGGGAGCCAUUUAAGACAAGGCAACUCUUCUCCUUCCAGAACGGGAGCCUGGGAAGACCUUCCCGGUGAUCUGUUACUCUUAAGACAAAAGAACCCAUCAAAGAUUUUGAAUGGGAAAUGGCAUCCGGCUUCUGAGAAAGGUAGUUAUGAAAUAGUCCAAGAUGCUGAUGAAGACACAGCUGCCACUAAGCUGCUGAGCAGCCCUCAGAAUGCCUCGAGGACUUUGGGAAAAAGCAGCCCUUUCACAAACAAAGACAGAAAGCAGAGUGGCCACCCCCCAUUUUCUGGAAUUAGAAAGAAAUUUCUGCAAGAAAGACAGGAUGGAGGAAACGGUAGAUUGAAGAAAAGUGCUUUUUUCAUUAAAACACGAAAAAAGAAAAAGGAAGAGAAGCUUGCACACCAUAUUCCUCUAUCUCCAAGGGGCUUUCAUCCUCUAAGAAAGGCUAAUACCACAUUUGCAGACAGGAGACUUAAUCACUCAUUGUUAUUCCAUAAAUCCAAGGAAACACCUUUUUAUCCCACAGACCUCAAUCAGACAUUCCCCUCUGUGAAUCUUAGCCUGAUAGCCUCACUUCCUAACCAUAAUCAGAAUCCCCCAAAUGACACCAGUCAGACAAGCUCCCCUUCAGAUCUUUAUCAGACAAUAACCCCAGAAGAACGCUAUCAAACAUUCCCUAUUCAAGACUCUGAUCAAAUGCACUCCACUACAGAGUCUAGUCAUGGAUCUCUCCCAGAGCGUGGCCAGAUGCUCAACUAUGACCUAAGGAACAAGUCCUUCCCUACUGACAUUGCUCAGAUGUUCCCUUCCUUGGAGCCUGAAGCCUGGCAGACAACCAUCUCUGCAGAUCUCAGUCAACCAACCCUUUCCCCAGACCUCAGCCAGACAGCUGUUUCCCCAGACCUUGGCCAGAUGCCCCUUUCCCCAGACCUCAGCCAGGAGCCUCUCUUAUCAGACCUCAGCCAGAUGGCCCUUUCUCCAGACCACAGACAAACAACCCUUUCUCCAGACCUCAGCCAGACAGAUGUUUCCCCAGACCUCAGUGAGAUAACCAUUUCCCCAGAUCUCAUAAAGAUGAACCUUCCCCCAGACCUCAGCCAGAUGCCCUUCUUCCCAGACCUCAGCCAGGAGACUCUCUCAUCAGACCUCGGCCAGAUGCCUCUUUCCCCAGACCUCGGCCAGGAGACCCUCUCAUCAGAUGUUGGCCAAACAACCCUUUCUCCAGAUACCAGCCAGACAACACUCUCUCAAGACCUUGGUCAGAUACCCCUUUCCCCAGACAUCAGUCAAACAGCCCUUUCUCAUGAUCUCAGGCAGACAUCAUCUCCUCCAGACCUUGAUCAGACAUCCAACACCUCUGAAUUUAGUCAUUCAUUGCUUCUUCCAGAAUUUGGUCAGAUUUCCCCUUCUCCAGACCUUAGUCAGGUGCCAUCUCCUCCACUAUCUUCUACGGUAAAUAACACUUUUAUACCAAGGGAACUUAACCCACCAGUUGUAAUAGGCCUCAGUGGAAACGAUGGAGAUUACAUUGAGAUUAUUCCAAGGCAGAAGGAAGAGAGCAGUGAAGAAAUCAUUGAUGACAUUGAUUACGUGGCCUAUGAUGACCCUUACCAAACUGAUGUUAGGACAGACAUUAACUCUUCCAGAAAUCCCGACAAAAUUGCAGCAUGGUAUCUCCGCAGCAACAAUGGAAACAAGAAAUAUUAUUACAUUGCUGCUGAAGAACUAUCCUGGGAUUAUUCAACAUUUGCUCAAAGUGAAGUAGAUAAUGAAGACAUUGACGAUGUUCCCGAGAACACCGUAUACAAGAAAGUGGUCUUUCGAAAGUAUCUUGAUGGCUCUUUUACCAAACGUGAUCCUACGGGGGAGCUUGAAGCUCAUCUCGGCAUUCUUGGUCCUGUUAUUAGAGCUGAAGUGGAUGAUGUCAUCCAAGUUCGUUUUAAAAAUUUAGCAUCCAGACCAUAUUCUCUUCAUGCCCAUGGGCUUUCCUAUGAAAAGUCAUCAGAGGGAAAGUCUUAUGAAGAUGAUUCUCCUGAAUGGUUUAAGGAAGAUAAUGUUGUUCAGCCGAACAGCAGUUAUACAUACGUAUGGCACGCCACUCCAAGGUCGGGGCCAGAAAACCCUGGCUCUGCCUGCCGGGCUUGGGCCUACUACUCAGCAGUGAACCCGGAAAAAGAUAUCCAUUCUGGCUUGAUAGGUCCCCUUCUGAUCUGCCAAAAAGGAGUACUUCAUAAGGAGAGCAACACGCCCGUGGACAUGAGAGAAUUUGUCUUACUCUUUAUGGCCUUUGACGAAAGGAAGAGCUGGUACUAUGAAAAGAAACCCCAGUCUCCCAGGGCUUGGAAGCUGUCAUCCUCCGAAGAAAAAACCUCCCACGAGUUUCAUGCCAUUAAUGGGAUGAUUUACAGCUUGCCUGGCCUGAGAAUGUAUGAGCAAGAGUGGGUGAGGUUGCACCUGCUGAACAUGGGCGGCUCCCGAGACAUUCAUGUGGUUCACUUUCACGGCCAGACCUUGCUGGAAAACGGCACCCAACAGCACCAGCUAGGGGUCUGGCCCCUUCUGCCUGGUUCAUUUAAAACUCUUGAAAUGAAGGCAUCAAAAUCCGGUUGGUGGCUCCUUGACACAGAGGUUGGAGAAAACCAGAGAGCUGGGAUGCAGACACCUUUUCUCAUCAUAGACAGAGAAUGUAAGAUGCCAAUGGGACUAAGCACUGGUAUCAUAGCUGAUUCACAGAUCAGGGCUUCUGGGCAUUGGGGUUAUUGGGAGCCCAAACUAGCAAGAUUAAACAAUGGUGGAUCAUAUAAUGCUUGGAUCACAGAAAAGCCUUCAGAAGUUGACCUUAAACCUUGGAUCCAGGUUGACAUGCAGAGGGAAGUCGUCCUCACAGGGAUCCAGACCCAAGGUGCCAAACACUAUCUGAAGUCCUACUACACCAUGGAGUUCUAUGUGGCCUACAGCUCUGACCAGACAAACUGGCAGAUCUUCAAAGGGAACAGCACAAGGAACGUGAUGUAUUUUGAUGGCAAUUCAGAUGCCUCUACAAUAAAAGACAAUCAGUUUGACCCACCCAUCGUGGCUAGAUAUAUUAGGAUCUCUCCAACCAGAUCCUACAAUAGAGCUGCCCUUCGCUUGGAGCUACAAGGCUGUGAGGUUAACGGAUGCUCCACACCGCUGGGUAUGGAAAGUGGAAAGAUAGAAAACAAGCAAAUCACAGCUUCCUCAUUUAAAAAAUCUUGGUGGGGAGAUUACUGGGAACCCUUCCGUGCCCGUCUCAAUGCCCAGGGCCGUGUGAAUGCCUGGCAAGCCAAGGCAAACAACAACAAGCAGUGGUUACAAAUUGACCUACUCAAAAUCAAGAAAAUAACUGCGAUUGUAACACAGGGCUGCAAGUCUCUGUCCUCGGAAAUGUACGUGAAGAGCUACACCAUCCACUACAGCGACCAGGGAGUGGAUUGGAAAUCGUACAGGCAGAAAUCCUCCAUGGCGGACAAGAUUUUCGAAGGAAAUAAUAAUGUCAAAGGACAUGUGAAGAAUUUUUUCAACCCACCAAUUAUUUCCAGGUUUAUCCGCAUCAUUCCUAAAACAUGGAACCAAAGUAUUGCACUUCGCUUGGAACUCUUUGGCUGUGAUAUUUACUAGAAUUGAAUAUUCAAGGACAUAGGAAAGACUCUUAAAGAUAUCAAGCCAUUUAGAGCGGGCAAUGUAUUUUAUAGCUAUUUUAAAUAUUAAUAAUUUUGAUUGUUUCCUUUUCUCUAUUAGAGAAUAAAAUUUUAUGUAUGAAA
This is a messenger RNA of Acinonyx jubatus (cheetah), 6593 nucleotides long. RefSeq names its product coagulation factor V (gene F5). The record is from RefSeq and is a predicted model, not a curated record. The coding region runs from base 142 to 6450 and encodes 2102 amino acids. Gene Ontology annotation, molecular function: copper ion binding. The transcript is spliced from 25 exons. Lineage: Eukaryota; Metazoa; Chordata; Mammalia; Carnivora; Felidae.